Colias croceus (clouded yellow) is the source of this 1865-nucleotide messenger RNA. Its product is annotated as zinc finger protein OZF-like. The record is from RefSeq and is a predicted model, not a curated record. Gene Ontology annotation, cellular component: nucleus. Lineage: Eukaryota; Metazoa; Arthropoda; Insecta; Lepidoptera; Pieridae. The coding region runs from base 132 to 1637 and encodes 501 amino acids. The transcript is spliced from 11 exons.
ACGUUUAGAAUUCUGAAAGGACGCUUACAAUUUUUAAACAAAAUAAAAAAAAAAAAAUAUUUUUAACUUUUCAGUAUUAAUUACGUACAUUGAAUUAUUUUAAAAACUAUUUGAAAUAAUAAAAAGCCACAAUGAACGAGCUUUGUUCCGCUUGCUUGUGUUCCGGGCGAAAAUUAUCGUGCAUUCGUGAUUCCAAUGUUUAUUAUUUUUUCAAACAAAUUGUGAAUGAAAUAGCGGCGCCAGAUGAAAUGCAGCAGCUUUUACAAAUCUGCUGGGAGUGUAGCGCUCUCCUGCGCAAGUACGAAGCGUUCCAGCAGCAGGUCAAGUGUUGCUAUGUUGAGCUGCUCGUGUGCUUGCAAUCGAACCCCUCACUACAGCCCACUCUAGCGAAACCACCUCACUUAAAAAUUCACCAAGAGACCUCGAUAUCCAUCCCACUCAUACCAAAGACUGAGUUUGAUGACAUCAAACUUGAGUUGAGUGACACUCACUGUGAGGAGACGUUUGUAGAUGAGCUGAGUGAGGUGUGGCCGGUUAAGAAGGUGAAAAAGAAAAUAAAGAAGAAGGUGAAACUGAAAAAAGUCAAGCAAAAGAAAGAAAUCGUACCUGACAGUGAUCCAGAGCCAAUAGAUUUCGACAAUCACAUUGAGAGUGACAAUGAGCUUAGUGAUAAGAAGUGUGAGUUUAGUGAAAAUAGUGAGUUGGGGAAAAAUACUGAGUCAGGGAAAAAUAGUGAGUUGGGGAAAAAUAGUGAGUUAUGUGACAAAAUUUGUGACUUUAAAUGCGAUCAGUGUGUUAGUGUUUUUGACACGGAAAUUGACUUGAAGAAACAUUUGGAAGAGCAUGUUAGUGGGAAAGCGGAAGUGGGGCGAAGGCCUAAAACGCGCAAUACCGAAGCCCUGCCGGAGCGACCGCAGUGCGUUGAGUGUGGGAAAUUAUUCAGCUCCAGGAAGACUUAUAGAUAUCAUCUAAAUGUUCUACACAAGGGCCAGAACCGCUACCCGUGCCCGCGCUGCGGCAAAGUGUACCAGUGGAAAUCGAACCUGGGACGGCAUCUACGGAGCCAUAAGGCUCGCGAAUCCGGCGAGCUGUACUGCGAGAAGUGCGACAAAUCGUUCGCGUCCGUAGCGACGUACAGACAGCACGUGCGAGUGUCGCGGAGACAUGUGUCCGAGAGCGAGUUCACCUUCACGUGUGAGGAGUGCGGCAAGAAGUUUGUGAACAAAACUCGACUGCGAGAUCACAUCGACUGGGAACAUCUCAAUAAGAUUAAAUUCAGAUGUCAAUUGUGUAAUAAGCCUUUCAAAUGUCACACAUCGCUCUACGUUCACCUACAGAACGUGCAUCGCAACAAGGAGAAGAAGGACAACCUGUGCCACGUGUGCGGCAAGUCGUACCAGAACGCGGCGAAGCUGAAGUACCACAUAGUGGCGAUGCACACGAGCGAGACCCCGUACCGGUGCGGGCAGUGUGGCGCGGCGUUCGGCUGGUACUCCAGCCUGUACCGGCACGUGCGGGAGCUGCACUAUAAGAUAAAAGUACAGCCGAAGAAAAAUAAAAAGACGAAAAAGCAACUACAAGAGAUGUCCCUGCAUCACUUACCGUCUGGACCUCCGCCAACACAUACUGCGACUUAAUAUUUAGGGACCCUAAAUACCUUAGGGUUUAUAAAUUAGGGAUCCUAGAUUUUAGGAAAGUAUGUGGCUCCUAGAUUCUAGGAGUUAUAAGAAUGUACGUGUCUCUUAUAAAGGUUUUAGGAGUGAUUUCUAAAAUAAUACAUUGUUUGAAUGUUUUUUUUGUUCAAAAAUGUUGGUUUGUUUACUUAUUUUGUAAAAAAAAUAUUGAUAAUUCGUAUAUUUGUGUAA